Molecule: messenger RNA, 1281 nt
Organism: Neolamprologus brichardi
Lineage: Eukaryota; Metazoa; Chordata; Actinopteri; Cichliformes; Cichlidae
Source: RefSeq, a predicted model, not a curated record
AACAGAUGUCCGGAGCUCUUCCCUCACAUCUGACCAGAGAAAGUUUGAACUCUCGCUGCCUCAGGAAAGAUGCUGAUGUAGAGGAACAGACCGCAAGCUGAAACGUAUAUAUAAAAAAGUCAAGAGCAGAGAGACAAGAUGACGGCCAUCGAGAGUAAAGAAGAGAUCAGCGACACGGACAGUGGGAUUAUCCUAAACUCCGGUAAGGACUGUGCUAACAGAUGUCCACUGAAGCACCAAUCUCUGGAGGAGCGUUUGGAGAUCUGCCUGCUGGAGCUCCGAAAACUCUGCAUCAGGGAGGCAGAGCUGACAGGUGUACUGCCCUCAGACUAUCCAAUGAUGCCAGAUGAGAAGCCACCACGUGUUCGGAGGAGAAUUGGUGCUUCAUUCAAGCUGGAUGAAGGUCUGAUCCAUCUAGAUAAACAGGACUCAGAGUUGCAAGCGCUAGAAACUGAAUUGGCCCUUCAGCGGCAGAUUUUUGAGGCGGCCCGCAAACUCUCGCAGGAGGAGAACCUCAGCAAGCCACAGAAGAAGGGCCGGCUGCAGCAGUGCAAGAGGGAGGAGAAGAAAGUGAAGGAACUGCAGCAGGCCGUGUUCCAGCAUAGAAUCAAGAGUGAGUGCAACUCACCAAGCGUCAGCAGCCAGAACAAAGAUCUGUGCAUGUCUGAUGACAGCUCACUGUCCGAUGUGGUGGCGCUGGAUGAUGAUGUGGACAUAUCCAGCCCCCUUUCACCUCCAGUGUUGGACGCUUCAUAUUCAGAUCCCCUUCAGCUGUCAGCCCAGACUGUGCAGACAUCGCACCAGUCCUCAAGCGAGCUCAGUGUGGAGCACGAGCCCGCUCCCAUCCAGAAUUCCCCUUGGAAGGAGUCCAGUCUGGACCAUCCUUACCAAAAGGCCACCAAACCUCAGUCUGCCUGCAGCAGCAGGUCCAGUAGCCCAGCAGCAGCCCAGGUGUCUGCAGAGAGCAUCAGGAUUCCUCUCACUCAGUUUGUCAAAAACUCUGCCCUGCGUCACAGCAGCUCCACCAGCGCCCCCUCCACCCCGGAGCUGUUCAUACGCCGGCAGUACUCCCAGUCCUUCAGACUUCCAAAAAGAAAGCCAUCUGACGUGGAGCGUUUCAGCUCAGAGAGCAGUCGAGGUCGAGCUAGGCUGCCCCAGCGACGCUGCGGUUCAGGUAACGUGGUUCUCCAGAGGGCUGUAGACGGGACUCCCCUUCAGUGGUUUGUCGCCGAGGAUGCUGAGAUUGUGAGCCAGGUGUAGCUGACACGCCUAAAACCUCCU